AUGGGUCGAGAUCCGACACCAAGUGAGUUACAUUUGCAUGUUCACACACAUGGUCAUGAUGAAAAAUCUUUCGUUGAUGAACGUUCCCGAAUCGUCCAUGAAAGAUUUGAAGAAAUAUUGCGAGAAAAAACAUUAUCAGAAUCUGUUAUUGAUCAAAUUGAAGCAUAUUACCAAGCUGCAGGAGGAGAAAAGAAGCGAAGGGUAUUUGAUCUUAGAUCUGAAGUCAAAGGCUAUUAUGGACAAACUCUUUGUGUUUCUUGUGGAAAGACUUCAUCUUCAGCUUCACAUGAAUCGGUACCAGCUGCAGAUUCAGAUUUGGAUGAGUUUGUGAAGCGAUUGAUUUCCGUACUUAAAAAUGAAUUUAUUCUUAUUGUCAUUGAGGAGGUACAGAAGUUGGUUUCUUCACCAUCAGUUGUGAAACCUCCGGCUGCUACUUUGGACGAUCUUGAUUCCUUAGAUGAUGAUUGCAAUGAACUUGAUCAGUUUGAUACUUUUGAUGAUUAG
This is a messenger RNA of Capsicum annuum, 504 nucleotides long. RefSeq lists its product as uncharacterized. NCBI's taxonomy places the organism in Eukaryota, Viridiplantae, Streptophyta, Magnoliopsida, Solanales, Solanaceae. Bases 1 to 504 code for a protein of 167 amino acids. The transcript has 2 exons. The record is from RefSeq and is a predicted model, not a curated record.